AUGAAAACUUUCCGGCCAAAGAAAAAGUUUGCUCCAGAAACGACCCAUUAUCAUUUACACAAGCAAGCUGAAGCCUCUCUAAAUGCCGGUAUCGAUCUUCGCGAAGCCGUCAAGAAACCACCCGAUGAAGAACUGAAUGAUUGGAUAGCUGUGCAUGUUGUGGACUUUUACAAUCGGAUAAACCUCAUAUACGGCACCAUAUGUGAUAGGUGUACGGAAGAAACGUGUCCACGUAUGACGGGCGGUAAAAAAUUCGAGUACCAUUGGCGUGACGACAAUCGAUACCGGAAACCAACACCGAUGCCUGCCCCCUUGUACAUCAGUCUCCUGAUGGACUGGAUUGAGGAACAGAUUAAUAAUCCCAACAUCUUUCCGACUUCCGUGGAUGUUCCCUUCCCAAAGAAUUAUCAAAGUGUCGUGAAAAAAAUUAUGAGCCGCCUUUAUCGCGUUUUUGUUCAUGUGUACAUUCACCACUUUGAUCGACUGGUCGAAAUCUCAGCGGAUGCGCACGUCAAUAUCUGCUAUAAGCAUUUUUACUACUUCGUUACCUAUUUUGAUCUCAUCGAUCCAAAGGAGCUAGCUCCCCUCUCCUUUCCAAACGCACAGGUGAGCCACGUGCCCACAGCCGUGUUAGAGACACUGCAACCCACCCACGCAUCAGUGGGCAUCGAACCAGUAUGCUGUUCUUCUGGUCCUUGGCAAUUCCAGUAUUGCGCAGGCUUGUACUGCGGUGUGCUGUCGAACUGCUUAUUUGUUCUGUGGCAGACUCUUGAGUUGUUGGGCAUUGUGACUGGGGUCUUUAAUGUGUCGGCUGACCGCUACUACCUCUACUAG
Messenger RNA from Mesocestoides corti, 834 nucleotides. The record is from the annotation of a GenBank genome assembly. Lineage: Eukaryota; Metazoa; Platyhelminthes; Cestoda; Cyclophyllidea; Mesocestoididae.